AUGGGAGCUUAGUGUUGCAACAAUUCCUAGUAUCCCGAAGAUAUGGAACCAUGUGAAGAUGCAGAAUCAAAACGACUAGAUCCUCGUUAAAUUAACAUAAAGUACAAUUACAAGAAGAAGUAAAAAGGGAUGAAUUCUAGUCAAACCACAAAAACACAGGAGAGAACUAAAUAGUUGGCUGUGACACUGAAGAGUGGAGGAGUGUAUUUGGGUGACUGGAUGGGCAAUAAGAGGGAAGGCUUUGGAAUUUUGAAAUGGCCUGAUGGUUCCGAAUAUUAGGGAGAAUGGAAAAAUAACAAAGCAAAUGGUUAGGGCAAAUUUGUAUAUCCCGAUGGGGAUUAUUAUGAAGGACAAUGGGAGAACGAUAAAUAGAACGGUCAAGGAACAUUCCAAUCUCAGAAUGGAGGUAAGUAUGAAGGGUAAUGGAAGGAUGAUCUAUAAUAAGGAUUUGGGAUUGAAACAUGGGAGGAUGGGAGUAAAUAUGAGGGAUAUUUCUACGAAGGGAUAAAGCAGGGUUAGGGUAGUUAUAUAUGGAGUGAUGGCUCACAGUAUACUGGAUUGUGGAUAAAUAACAAGCGGCAUGGUUAAGGGGUAUAAGUUUGGAAAAGUGGUAAGGAAUAUUAGGGAGAGUGGUUUGAAGAUUAUAUGUGUGGAUAAGGAUCAAUGAAAUGGACAAAUGGUUGUCAAUAUAUUGGGUUAUUUAACAAAGAUGCUCCAAAUGGGUACGGAAUAUUCAAGUGGGGAAAUGGAAGAAGUUAUGAAGGUAGUUUUAAGUAAUCUAAGCCUAAUGGGAAGGGGAAAGUAGUAUUAGAAAAUGGGCAAACGAGAUUUGGAGAAUGGCAAGAAGGAAAGCUGUUAAAAUGGUACGAUAAUUAAUAGGAAGUGUAAAAGGAGAACUUUGAUAUACUUAAUUUGGAAGAUUUGUGA
This is a messenger RNA of Paramecium tetraurelia, 927 nucleotides long. RefSeq lists its product as uncharacterized. NCBI's taxonomy places the organism in Eukaryota, Ciliophora, Oligohymenophorea, Peniculida, Parameciidae. The record is from RefSeq and is a predicted model, not a curated record. The transcript is spliced from 2 exons.